Mycena indigotica is the source of this 1629-nucleotide messenger RNA. RefSeq names its product MFS general substrate transporter. The record is from RefSeq and is a predicted model, not a curated record. Gene Ontology annotation, biological process: transmembrane transport. Gene Ontology annotation, molecular function: transmembrane transporter activity. NCBI's taxonomy places the organism in Eukaryota, Fungi, Basidiomycota, Agaricomycetes, Agaricales, Mycenaceae. Bases 1 to 1629 code for a protein of 542 amino acids. Gene Ontology annotation, cellular component: membrane. The transcript is spliced from 21 exons.
AUGUCUACGACUGUCGAAAAGCCCAGCGAGCCCAAAGCUUCGCUCGAGAAAGGCUCAACCGAUUCCCACCUCGAGCAAGUCAAAUCUAACUCUGACCACGAGUUUGACUUUGGUGGAGAGUCAAAACUACCACCACCUCCGCAGCUUACACCAGAGGAGGAGCGUAGAAUAUGGCGCAAGGUCGAUCUGCGUCUUAUGCCGAUCCUGAGCAUCUUGUACUUGUUUUCGUUUAUGGAUCGCGGCAAUAUCGGAAACGCCAAGUUGGACGGAUUGGUGACACAACUACACCUUACUGGAGACAAGUACAACAUUGCAUUAACGAUGUAUUUCAUUCCUUAUUGCAUUUUUGAAUGCCCGGCAAAUCUCGUCCUCAAGAAAUUCCGUCCCUCUAAGUGGCUCCCUGGCAUCACUCUUCUGUGGGGGACCGUUAUGACACUUAUGGGUCUCGUAAAAACGUACCCCCAACUUGUUGGAGUCCGGGUUUGUCUAGGUAUAGCGGAAGCUGGACUUUUCCCUGGUGUCGUUUACUAUCUUUCCCUCUGGUACCCCCGCCACAUGCUUCAAUUACGCAUCGGGUAUUUCUUCGGUGCCGCUUCCAUGGCUGGCGCGUUCAGUGGACUUCUUGCAUAUGGUAUCAACUUCAUGAACGGAAUACAAGGUCUUGAAGGUUGGAGCUGGAUCUUUAUCUUGGUUAUUCUUGCUUUUUCCGUCACGCUUUAUGUCUCAACCGAACUACAGGAAGGUAUCGCAACUGUAGCGGUUGGGAUCGUUGCCUUUUUCAUUCUCGUUGAUUUUCCCGCCACGGCUGGAUUCCUAACACCUGAAGAGCGAUCUUACCUCGUUUGGCGGAAGAAGUACGACAACUCUUCUGUUGGCGAGGAAGAGCAUUUCGAGUGGCGACACUUGUGGCAGGCAGUGUCCGACUGGCAGGUUUGGUUGCACAUCCUCAUCUACAUGUCCAUUAUUGGACCACUUUACGGAAUCACACUGUUCUUGCCAACUAUCAUCAGCACUUUUGGUCAUAGCAUCCCAGUUUCUCAGUUGCUCACUGUCCCACCAUAUGUAGUGAGUCCUUGGCUGCCCUGCUGUUUCAAGCCUCCAAUACAACAUUGCUCAGCGAUUACUCUUUACGUUUUUGCUGUGUGGUCGGACCGUAUCAAAAAGCGAUGGCCUUUCAUCUACGCUGGUCUUAUCAUGCUGCUCAUUGGAUUUGCAAUCAACAUCUCUCAAGCACCACCAGGCGCAAAAUACUUUGGCGUGUUUUUCUGUGUGGCUGGAAGUUAUGCAGCUUUCCCUGGAGUCGUUGCUUGGCUGGGAAACAAUCUGAGUGGUCAAUAUAAACGCGGAGUUGGUAUGGCUCUCCACAUCGGAAUCGGUAACUUCAGCGGUGCGAUUGCAAGCAACAUCUAUCGCGCGAAAGAUUCUCCCCGGUUCCUUGUCGGACACGGCUGUGAAUUGAUGUUCGUCGGUAUCGGGCUCAUUUGCGUGCCUAUCGCUGUGCUCUCAUACAAGCGGAUCAACCGCGCGAGGGACGAGCAGGCAAAGCAAACUGAGGGGGCGCGGGUCUAUACGAAGAAGGAGUUGAGAGAACUUGGAGAUCGCGCGCCAGACUUCCGAUACACGCUUUAG